This is a messenger RNA of Cheilinus undulatus (humphead wrasse), 1639 nucleotides long. It is a transcript of the gene eva1ba, whose product is annotated as eva-1 homolog Ba (C. elegans). The transcript is spliced from 4 exons. Lineage: Eukaryota; Metazoa; Chordata; Actinopteri; Labriformes; Labridae. Bases 426 to 911 code for a protein of 161 amino acids. The record is from RefSeq and is a predicted model, not a curated record.
UCCUUGUGGAUUGGAGCCGGGAGAGAGAAAACUCUGUUACUCACUCUGUCUCCAACUUUGAAAGGAAGUUACCACCUCUUCCCCAGACUCUGUACAUGCUCAGGCAGUCACACACGCUUUUCAGGACUUGACCGCAGCAGCAACAGGGAAUCAACUGAAAGAGUCAGGACUGCUUGUUGUGUUGUAUUGAUUUGAAAUUUGGAGGGAAAGGCAGCUGAGAUUUGUAGAAGAUUUCUGUGUGCACUGAAGGGAAGAUUCUUGUCAUCGCACCGCCUGUGGACCAAAGAUCACAGCAACAGGGAGACAGACAGAGGAGCCCGAUCAUUUUACAUCCAAUCCCCAACUUCUGAUUACACCAUGAGCUGGGACUGAGGACGAGCUUCUAAGUUUCAUUUUGUGGUGUAAAAGAAUAGCUAAAGACCAUAAUGGACGUGAAGAAAAAGGAAAUGGAUCUCCUGAGCAACAGCAUAGCUGCGUAUGCACACAUUAAAGCAAACCCAGAGAGCUUCGGCCUCUACUUCGUGCUCGGAGUAUGUUUCGGCCUGGUGCUCACGCUCUGCCUCCUCGUCAUCCGAAUCUCCUGCAAGCCACGCACCAACAUCGCCCCCUCCACGCCUGAGAAAAAGCAGUUAAAGGACAUCAGCGAAGAGGACGAGGAGAGUGAUGAUGACGAUGACACUGGGGAUGACGUAGAGGCACCUUUGCCUUUGCCCAGCACAGAAAUCCCUGUUGGUAAUCACACCAGCCAAAUAGAUGGGACGAGCGUGAAUGUAUUUACUUCAGCUGAGGAGCUGGAGAGGGCGCAGCGUCUGGAGGAGAGGGAACGAAUCAUACGUGAGAUCUGGAGGAAUGGCCAACCUGAUAUACUGGGAACAGGGACAGGGACUAUUGGAAGAGUGCAUUACUACUAAGACGUACACAGCUACAUGGGAAACACUAUAAACUCUUUUAAGAACUGACAUAGACCUUUGGGUGGGCAUGAUGACCCUAAGGCCUGUGAGACCUGAGAGUCUGUGCUUCACAAAAUUUAAGAUCAUGCAAAAUGGACAGUAGCUAUGUGACAUAGUGAUGCCAAACCUGGCUGUGAAAGAGCCAAGCUAUUUGAUAUUGCACUUUCUGUGUAGCGAUGUUAUUUUUAACUGACUACAUAAAACUGAACCAAGAUGUGUCUUAAAGAAUGAUUAAUCCAUGUCGAAAAGAUGCAGUAUGAAUGUGGGAGCUGACGGAUGCUCAGCCUUUUAAAAUGUGUGGCGCUUAAUGACAAAAAUGCACACAACAUAUCUGUUCAUGUAUGUAUGUAAGUUUAUAAGACACAAAUGGAAGCAAUGUAAGGACCAUGUGUACAUGUACUGUGUUGCAAUGAAGAUUGUUGGUUUGUAUUGAAGAAGUUUUGACCUUAUGUGGAAAACUAAAAUAUCUUCUUGAAUCUUAUCUAAGAAAACACCCUCAGGAUCGCUAUACAAGGAAAGAAGAACAACAACAUAUCAUGUUGGGGGGAUCAGAUUACAUGUAGCCUACAGUAAAAUGUAAAGACAAUUAAAACUGGAGUCUGUCAUUUGUGAGUACAUUUAGUUUUUUCUGUUUCCAGGGAUUAUUCCACUAAAGGAAAUUGAAGAAUUAAAGUACUAAAUUGAAACGA